AUAUUUUUUUGAAACGGAUGAAUAUCUGUAUGUAAUAUAGUGAACAAGUAUUUAUUUGAGAGGAUAAAAAAUAUUUGAUUUUUAUGGCGAGCAUACAAAAUAAUCCAAUCCAAACGUCAUAAACACGAUUUUGGUUCGAAUUCAUCCCUCUUUCCUUGCAACUUCUCCUUUUACUUUUUUAGCCGUACAGGGGUUUUUGGUGCGUAAUCGGGAAGUUGCAUUUCUUUGUAUGUAAGGUUGUAGAAAGGGGCAAUUGAAUUGAAUUACUGUGAGUGGGUACUAUGGUGAGAUCAUUUGAGAAUGGGGUAUCUGUUGCACCGUUCUUGUUGAAGUGUUAUGAGAUGGUGGAGGAUGAAUCAACGGACGGAUUGAUUUCUUGGAAUAAAUCUGAGAACAGUUUCAUCAUAUGGGAUGUUCCUAAAUUUUCAUCUGAAUUGCUUCCUAAAUACUUCAAACAUAGCAACUUCUCUAGCUUCAUUCGUCAACUCAACAUCUAUGGUUUCCACAAAACUGAUACAGAUAGAUGGGAAUUUUUGAAUGAUAGCUUUCUCAAAGGCCGAAAGCAUUUUCUAAAGAAUAUUGUUAGAAGGAAACAGUCCAGUGUAGUCCAAAAGAAACCAUCCCAGCCGGAGGAGGCCAAGUCUUGUACAUCUGAAGAAACUAAGAGUCUUAAACUAUGGAAAGUAGUUGAGAAUCUCAAGGUUGAUAAAAAUGUGCUCAAGCAAGAGUUAGUCAAGCUCAGGGAACACCAGCAGAAUUCAGAGAGUAAGUUGAUACUUCUACGAGAACAAUUAAAAGUUAUGGAGAAAAAUCAGCAACAGAUGCUUUCCUUCAUUGUUAUGGCCAUGCAAUGCCCAAGUUUUUUUGUACAGUUCUUCCAGCCCAAGGAAAACAAUUUGCGUAUGACUGAAAAUGGCAAUAAUAUACUGAGUGAAGUUGAAGAUGAUUGCGAAGAUUUUCCAUCUGAUCGAGCGAUUGUGAGGUAUCAUCCUCCCACUCAUGGCGAAGCUGCAGCUGCAGAGCCCCCCCUUUGUGCUGAACCCCUUUGUGCUGAACCUGAAUCUGCGUUGGAUACUCAGAAACCGAUGGAGCUCGAUCUUUCGUCCGAUGAAAUUAAAGAUCUGUUUUCCAAAAUAGAUUUAUUCUCAGGAUUAAUGGAUGAAAAGCUGCUUUCUUUUGAAAAUAGUGUCCCUCUUACUUUGCCAUAUCUUCCUGAUGAUGAUGACAUGUUGGAACAGCUGCUUUUGUCCAGUACAAUAACUGAGAAUAAAGAAGAUGAAGUGAAAGACAGUAAAGCUCAUUCCCAUAUUGGCAUGGAGGCUGACUUGUCAUUCCAGCCGAUAGAGUCUGGAACUUUUAUAGGUUCAGAGGAGCCAUUUCUCAGUCUUGAAGAUACAAAGAUGGAAAUGGCUGUGCUGGAAACUCAGUCAGAAAACGUAAGUAAUAUGGAUAAACUAACUGAAAACAUGGGGCAUACUAAAUUCUGAAGGAGCCCAUGCUGAUGCGAAUUGAGAAGAUCUAUUGUUGAGUUCCUUGUUUUACAUCUGCCAUCCUCUUUGGUCACUUAAUUUUUGUAUGGACCUAUCCUUUUCUUCUCUUCCUUUGAAAUCACGAAUAUUGUAACUCGGUAUAUAUAUGCAUAGGUGAACAGUAAACGACUGCUAAAAGCUUAAUUGAGUCUUUCACCUUUCUCCUGGGGUC
This is a messenger RNA of Capsicum annuum, 1701 nucleotides long. RefSeq names its product heat stress transcription factor A-8. The record is from RefSeq and is a predicted model, not a curated record. Gene Ontology annotation, molecular function: DNA-binding transcription factor activity; RNA polymerase II cis-regulatory region sequence-specific DNA binding. Gene Ontology annotation, biological process: regulation of transcription by RNA polymerase II. The transcript has 2 exons. Gene Ontology annotation, cellular component: nucleus. Lineage: Eukaryota; Viridiplantae; Streptophyta; Magnoliopsida; Solanales; Solanaceae. The coding region runs from base 282 to 1487 and encodes 401 amino acids.